Aricia agestis (brown argus) is the source of this 3484-nucleotide messenger RNA. RefSeq names its product oxysterol-binding protein 1 (gene Osbp). Gene Ontology annotation, molecular function: sterol binding. The coding region runs from base 144 to 2489 and encodes 781 amino acids. The record is from RefSeq and is a predicted model, not a curated record. Gene Ontology annotation, cellular component: intracellular membrane-bounded organelle; cytosol; membrane. The transcript is spliced from 13 exons. Lineage: Eukaryota; Metazoa; Arthropoda; Insecta; Lepidoptera; Lycaenidae.
UGUCACAUCAUACCUUUCGACGUUCGACUUUCGCUAAAAUCCAAAUCAAAUCCAAAAAACCCUGAUCUAAAAAGAGUCUAAUGAACGUGGCGUAGUUGGUGUGUUAUGGAUUUCAAACCUUAUUAAUUGAAACGAUAUUGAAAAUGUCUGACGUUGUUGUACCUAAGGGUCAACCUGUAUCAGGGGUUCCAGAGAAGAAGGGUUGGUUGUUCAAGUGGACAAAUUAUCUGAAAGGAUAUCAGCGGAGAUGGUUUGUGCUGUCAAAUGGAUUGUUAUCAUAUUAUAGAAAUCAAGCUGAAAUGGCACACACAUGUCGAGGCACAAUAUCCUUACUAGGAGCACUAAUACAUACUGCUGAUUCCUGCACUUUUGUCAUUAGUAACGGAGGUACACAGACAUUUCACAUUAGAGCCCACAAUGAGGUGGAGAGACAGAGUUGGGUGACUGCUCUUGAAUUAGCAAAAGCUAAAGCAAUAAGAGCUCAAGAGUCUGACGAUGACGAGGACCAGAUGUUGUCCGGUCCGACAGCGGACGGCAGCGGCGAAGGCGAGGGCGAGGACGCCGGUGGCAUCGCCCGGGAGCUCUCCGCCAGAUUCCACGACCUGCGCACGUGCUCCGAGCUGAUCGCCAAGCACGGGGCGGCGCUGCAGCGCUCGCUCGUAGACCUGGAGAUACCGCCCACCGAUACCACCAAACAGGUGUCAGAACGGGCCACCCUGUUCAGGAUAUCGUGCAACGCUAUGAUGAAUGCCUGUUCGGAGUUUAUGAGCGCCGCCGCCGCAUCGAGUGCUCGCAUGAGCCGCGCCCUGCAACACGAACGCGAGCAGAAGAUGCGACUCCAGGAGGUUGUGGAACAGCUUGCCCGACAACACGACAGUCUGGAGAAGACCGUGACUGGACGCAGCACGCCACAUACUGGUAAAAGUGCAAAUGGCAGCGGACAAAGCAACGAUACUGAGGAUGAUGAACAUGAGUUCUUUGAUGCUGUUGAGGAAGAAGUUCAUCCUGCAAUGGAGGAUAAGACAUCAUUUGUAAUGAAAGUACCUGUAAAUAGGAAAAGUGCUGUUAAAGAGGGUGAAAGUUCUGACGAGUCUGAGGGCGAAACUGUUACUGAAACUCAACAAGUAAUAUUCGUAGAAGAUAAGGAACGUGCAGCGGAAAGCAACAUGGGUGGAACAGACGCAACUGUGGCAGACAAAACGCCAGACAGUAAAGAAGAGGACAUUAAAGUAUGGCCGCACGUGUCGGAGGUGCCGCCGGGCGCGGCGCUAGUGGAGGGCCGGCCGCGGCGCACGCGCGUGCCCGACAAACCCAACUACCCCCUCAGUCUGUGGUCCAUCAUGAAGAACUGUAUCGGCAAGGAGCUAUCGAAGAUCCCUAUUCCGGUGAACUUCAGCGAGCCGCUGUCGAUGCUGCAGCGGCUUACGGAGGACUACGAGUACUCGUACAUCCUCGACCAGGCCGCCAAGUGCACGGACCCGGCGCAGCAGCUCGCCUACGUCGCCGCCUUCACCGUCUCAUCGUAUGCUACUACAGCCAACAGAACUACAAAGCCAUUUAAUCCGCUCCUGGGUGAGACAUACGAAUGCGACCGGAUGGCGGAUCUGGGCUGGCGGGCGAUAUCAGAACAGGUGUCGCACCACCCGCCGAUGGUGGCGCAGUUCUGCGAGGGCCAGGCGGGGUGGCAGUGCUGGCAGGAGUUCACCAUGACCACCAAGUUCCGCGGCAAGUACCUGCAGCUGGUGCCGCUGGGCGGCGCCUACGCCGAGUUCCUCGCCACCGGCAACAAGUACACGUGGAGGAAGGUAACGACGACGGUGCACAACAUAAUAGUCGGCAAGCUGUGGGUGGACAACCACGGCGACAUGGAGAUAGUGGGCGAGGCGGGGCCCGCUGCCGGCUACGUCGCCCACCUCAAGUACCUGCCCUACGGAUACUUCAGCAAGGACACGCAGCGCAAGGUCACAGGCGUCAUCAAGGACCCCCAGGGCGUGCCGCGGUACGUGGUGCAGGGUCACUGGGACAGCCGCGUGGAGCUGGCGCCGGUGACGUCGGCGUCGGCGGACAACACGGUGUGCAAGACCGGCAAGUUCAGCGUGGCGUGGGAGCGCGUGCCGGCGCCGCCCGAUUCCGACAAGUGGUACAAUUUCACGCUGCUCGCCGCCCAGCUCAACGAGCCCGAGCCCGACGUCGCGCCCACCGACUCGCGCCGUCGCCCCGACCAGCGCCUCAUGGAGGAGGGGCUCUGGGACGAGGCCAACACCGAGAAGCUCCGCCUCGAGGAGAAGCAGCGCGCCGUGCGUCGCGCGCUCGAAGCCGACGCCGAAUCCGCGGCCGCGCGCGGCGCCCCGCCCCCCGCGCCGCCCCGCCCCGCCUGGUUCGCCCGCCAGGCCGCGCCCCCCGCGCCGCACCUGCGCCACCUCUACACGCACCGCUACUGGGAGUGCAAGCGCAAGCAGGACUGGAGCGCCUGCCCCGACAUAUUCUAGCGCGCUGCGACCCCCGGCCCCGGAGCGCGAUGCCCGUAGGUUUCGCUCGGUUCGAUACAUUUUUAAAAAACUCUUUCGUCCGAAUCUACGGGACUAGCGAAUGCGAGGUGGUCGUUUGGUCUUGUUUUAAUUCGUCACCGGCGGGAACGUUGCUUUUAAUCUUCUUAACCUUCGUCGACUUCUAUUCGCUUCCGAUGAAAUUAAAUUAGAUCUGUGCGGCGCCUGAGAGGCGAAGAGUCGCCACGAAAUGUAUUUCCAUUUUAAAGUUUUAUAACCACCAUUUCUAUUGACGCCUGACGACACGACGAAAUACAUUUGAGGAUAUAUUUUUUAUGGGUGCACAACUUAUGAAUAUGUAUUGUACACAGUAUUCAUGUAAACUAUAAACUAUAAUUCAUAAAUUUUUUAGUACGUUGUUAUUUUUAUAUGUUACUUACAUUGAAAAUAUUCGAUUAGUUUUCUAAGUGUCUGUAGUCGAGAUAGGGCUGCUAAUUUUGAAGCUUCCUGCUCGUUUCCGAGGGUCGAUACCGACGUUUUGGGUUUUUAUUAAAGCAUCAUUGUGAUCGGCGCCGGGCGGCGUCGUCGGGCCUGUUUUGACUAUUGCUAUCGGUGUUAAUUGUGAGUGUUUGAGUGGGAGAAUGAGAGUAACAGUAUGAUUUAAAAAAUUGACAAGACAUGACGCGCUAAACUUGUAAUAUGCAUUAUAUUAUGAUUUUGAUCCCCGUUCCAUUACAUCCUUGUAGCAGAAUGAACCUAAAAAUUAUAUAGUUACAUUAACUACUUCUUUCUUGCUUGCAAGUGCCUGUUAUAGUUCUUGCAUUUCACUUUUUAAUUAACACUUAAAAAGGAGGGUACUUUUGAUACCUUGUACAGAUUAAGCAAAAGUGCCCUUAUUAAGUGCAAGGAUUGUAAUUCUAAUGUAGUAAUAUCACAUGAUAGUACUUUUUGUUUAUAUUAAUUAUAAUAUGAUAUAGUUAUUAUUAUGUUAACUAUAU